AUGUCGGAGCAGCGCAUCACUGUCGCAGUGCGUAUUCGUCCACCGAUCGGGUGUGAGCGCUACGAGCCCAUAUGCGUUCGCAAAGCCGACGAUAACCAGACCAUCACCAUUACCGCCGAAGAAACGUCUGCAAACGUCAGUGGUGCUAGUACCUUUCAAUUUGACUACGUCUUCGACGAGGCCGAUGAUCAGGUCUCCGUGUACGACGAGGGCGUCCAGGAAACGGUGGAUCAUGCCCUCUCGGGCUUCAACGCCACGGUCCUGACGUACGGCCAGACCGGCUCAGGUAAGACCUACACCAUUCUAGGUAGCAAGUCAUCGAACGGCAAAGUCACGGCAGAGUCCGGUGUCUUCAUGCGAGUUUUCGAUGACCUGUUCAUGUACAAGGAAUCUGUCAAGGAGCGAAUCCACAUUAUCAUCACCCUCUCCGCACUGGAGCUGUACGUCGAGGACGUGAUGGACUUGCUAUCGGACAAGAGAAAGCUGAAGCUGCGCGAGACACCAGAGGAGACGAUCACGAUUGGCAUCAACACAGUGGAGGUGCGCACCAUGGCGGAUGUCGAGCGUAACUUCGAUAUCGCAAACUCCUUCCGCUCCGUGACGGCCACAAAGAUGAACGACACCAGUUCUCGCAGCCACGCGCUCUUCUUCAUUGACCUCUUUCAAGUUCAGGUGGAGAAGUCGCCGCAGCUGCCAGAAUUGUCGCAGCUCGUUGACGAAACGGGCAUGUCUCUGUCGAAGGGCAUUCCUGGCGUUAUCAAGUCCCGUAUCGCCCUCGUUGAUCUCGCCGGCAGCGAACGGGUGAAGCGCUCCGGUGUCACUGGGCAGGCCAUGGUGGAGGCGCAGGCAAUCAAUAAGUCCCUUUCCACUCUCGGGACGGUCAUCAACGCCAUGUAUCUGCAGAAUUCGCACAUUCCGUUUCGCGAAUCCAAACUGACGAAGCUGCUGAAGCCGUGCUUUGUCGACACUAACUCGCGUCUGCUACUGAUUGGGCAGGUGGCACCGCCGUCGAACAGCGCCUCCGAGUCGCUGGGGACGCUUCGCUUCUGCGACCGUGUCAAAGGGCUCAAGGCCGGGCAGGUGAUGGGUUUCAGCGACCCAGCCGCCGAGGAAGCUUUUCUGCGGUCGCGCCGCGCCAACGAGGAGCUGCUAGCCGAGAUGCGCAUUCUCAACGCACAGUACUACUACGAGGUGGUGAGCGUGCGGCGCCUCGCGGCGGCCAAAGGCGUGUCCGUGGACCAGGAACGGCAGCGCGUCGUGGCAGAACUGAAGGCCGGGGCGGCAGAUCUCGUGGAGCGCAAGGAGCGCGAGGCGCUGGAGAAGGCGGAGCGCGAGGUGAAUGCGCAGCGAGAUGCCGAGGUGGAGCGGUUUGUGUUGCACAUGAACAACCUCAUCGAAGAGUACGAGCAGGUCGCCUACGCGGUCAAGAAGGAAAAGAAGGCGUUGAAGAAACUGAGAGAGGAGCAGGGCGCAGAGCAGGAGGCACAGCUUCAUGAGGCCAAGAAGAGCAAGAAGCACCGACUGAAGAUGCAGGAGGCUAUUGCCGAGGCACAGCAGAGCGUCGAGGCUAUGGUUUGUGAGGCUGAGACACUUAAUCGGCAGAUCGAGGCGGUGAAGAAAGAGACUGCGGCUGGUGCGAUUGACGACGUCGACGACGCUGCGCCUCCGAACAAGGCGAUGAGUAGUGCGGUUGAAGAGGCCACGCACAGUCUCGUGGAGUCCUUCUACAACCACGUUGCGGAGCAAAGUCGUCUCUACUCGAUGUUCGUGUCGCGUCUGUCCGCCACGAGACUGGAGCGGUCGCGGGUGCGACGGAUGAAGCUAAUGAGCUCCACGUUAGUGACGGAGGGUACCCUACUCUACGACCUGAUUGCUUUCCUAGUUGAGCGCGCUGUCGACGUGUCGGAGGGCAACGCGCUGCCUGGGGCGAAGUGGGGCUGGUUCGACGUCGACGGUCUUAGCCGGCGCCUCCUCUGCGGAGACGAGAUGUACCCGCCCAUGUUGCCGUCUGAGUUUGAGCAGCUCGACGCGGAGGCUCAACCGUGCCAUGAGGAGCCGCAUAAAAUCACUUUCCUCAGCUCUGAUGAGAGCGAUGGCGAGAACUCGCACCACGCCGCCGAAUCUCGUCGCAUUCGGCAGAUCCGUGACGCCGCCGCCUCCGCCAAGGCUGAGAACCUACACGCCUUACGCUCCAACGACAUGGAGGGCAGGGGCCACGGGUCCAGUAGCGGAGGCAGCUCUGACGGGGACAGCGAUGCCGGCAGGUCGAGCGGCAAAGGGUCCGCUCCUGCCUCAGCGCCGCACGGACACCAGUCAGAGUGGAUGGAUGGUCAGCUUGUCAGGGGGACGCCCCCCCCGGAUGCGGCGCUGGCGGUAGCGGAUACAGCAGAAGAUGCGCCGCCUGUGGCGAUCAAGUCAGAUGGGCGCAGCAAAAAGAAGGAUGCGAUAUCCGCAGACUCUGGGGCCGCCGGUGUCGCCUCUUCGAGUGAGAAAAACGGUGCUGUGGCGGCCUCUGCAGCGCAACCGCCAAAAACUAGGUCAGGUCGGCAUGGCAAAGCACGGAAUGUAGCGCCCACGGUGGCAGCCGCAUCAGAUGGUAGCGCUAGCGAUACGUUCGGUGACGAGUCGAGCGGGACAGAGGCCUCGUCGUCGCCAUCAGAGAGUGACGGUGAGGACGAGUCGGCGGCGGCUCGGAAGGCCCACAAGAAGAAAGAGCGGGAAGCUGCGUGCAUAGCCAGAGACAUCGAUGAGGACGAGCUCCCGGUGGACGCGCCGAACCCGUCCUACCAAGAAAAAGACUCUCGUGCACUAAUGAAGGUGUACGACUCGCCGACUCUCGUGCAAGACCUCAUCCGGUUCCUCCGCAGCGGCUCCCGCAUGACCAAGCACUGCCGUCGUGGCAAGCCCCAUCAACGCAUCUUCUGGGUCUCGACGCAACGCGGCAAGAGGGAGCUUUUCUGGAAAGAGCCGGACUCACGCAGCGCUGACUACUCGUGCAUUCAGCUUUCCGAUGUCAGCUUCAUCCAGCUUGGGUGCUUUGGUAAGGUGUUUUCUCGCCACCGAAUUCCCCCCACUGACCCUGCCUUUUUCCGCGCCUUCACAAUCGGGCUGAAGCAUGGUGGGCGAACAGUAGACAUUGUGGCGGAGACGCUGCCGGACUACGAGGCGUGGGUUGUUGGUCUCUCACACCUCGUCGCCGUCGACCCCGUCUGGGGCGGCAAGAUUGACCUCACCUUGGAGGUUGGCACUGACCGCCUCACCUAUUUUGAGGCGAGCGUGUGCGAGGCAAACUACAUACACCCCUUGGAGUAUCUGGAGCUGAAGAGGCGUGUUCAGCACGUCGCGAAGCGCACGAUGCAGGUGAUGGCGGAGUGUGGCAACGACACUGUGCGUGCCCAGGCGAUCCUCGGCGGCAUCCAUCCUCCAGCUGUGAACGGCAACUGCGCUGUGUACAUGACAAAAGGCGAGAUGCGUUUUUUGCUGGCCGACACCUUCGACAUAAUUCGGGUGUCGCGGCUGUGGAUGCUCUUCCAACAGAUGAACCUCGUCUACGACGACAACUUCACUCCCGCUACCGCGUUCGGCAUCACGCAGCGCGAAUCGUGA
This is a messenger RNA of Leishmania braziliensis MHOM/BR/75/M2904, 3606 nucleotides long. RefSeq names its product putative kinesin. Gene Ontology annotation, biological process: microtubule-based movement. Gene Ontology annotation, molecular function: ATP binding; ATP hydrolysis activity; microtubule binding. The transcript has a single exon. The record is from RefSeq and is a predicted model, not a curated record. Lineage: Eukaryota; Euglenozoa; Kinetoplastea; Trypanosomatida; Trypanosomatidae. Gene Ontology annotation, cellular component: kinesin complex; microtubule. The coding region runs from base 1 to 3606 and encodes 1201 amino acids.